Triplophysa dalaica is the source of this 1931-nucleotide messenger RNA. It is a transcript of the gene mogat3b, whose product is annotated as monoacylglycerol O-acyltransferase 3b. NCBI's taxonomy places the organism in Eukaryota, Metazoa, Chordata, Actinopteri, Cypriniformes, Nemacheilidae. Gene Ontology annotation, molecular function: diacylglycerol O-acyltransferase activity. The record is from RefSeq and is a predicted model, not a curated record. Bases 375 to 1385 code for a protein of 336 amino acids. Gene Ontology annotation, cellular component: endoplasmic reticulum membrane. The transcript is spliced from 8 exons. Gene Ontology annotation, biological process: triglyceride biosynthetic process.
CAUGCGCUCACGAGAACUAUUCUUCAUUCAACCAGACCUCGCCUUAUUCUAGCUUAAGGCUUUGCUAUGGGCUUCUAUGGUUUUCGAUGCCUGUUCAUGACCGCAAAGAUUUGAACUGCUUUCUUUGUGUACGGACGCGUAAACGGCUCGCAGUUAUGCGGACUGGACGCACAUUUAUGAAUAGCCUGAGAUCAACGCCAGAUCGCCGGACCUGGAACUGCCCACAUGCGUUUUUACUGACGUUAUUAGAAUGUGGAUCGUUAUCUGUUUGACCAAUUGCACCGAUCAAAGUGCAAACAAAGGAAACUCGACACGUCUCUGAGCUUCAGCGAGGAAGUGGAUAAAGUGGCCAGAAAGAUCCUUAAAGUUGGACAAUGGGCAGAGAUAACCUUUCGGAGUUAAGGAGGAAGGAGGAGAGGUCUCAAUGGACACUGUUUAUCGAAGACAUAAGUGUUUUACAGUGGGUGUUUUCAUUUCUGUUUUUGGGAGCAUUCUGUCUAAUUUUGAUGGUGUACCUGAUGUUUACAUCUCUGUGGCUCAUCCCCACUCUCUGCUGCACCUGGCAGAUCUAUGAUUGGUACACACCUGAGAAAGGUGGCAGGAGAACAAAGUUUGUAAGAAGCUGGGAAGUGUGGAGACAUUUCAGAGACUAUUUUCCUGUAAAGCUGGUGAAGACUGCCGAGUUGAGUAGCAGUAAGAACUAUAUUCUGGGUUGCCACCCCCAUGGUAUCAUGUGUUUUGGAGCAUUCUCAUGUUUCAGUACUGACCGCAACAGAUUUGCUGAAACCUUCCCCGGAGUACGACCCACUCUCGCAGUCUUGGCCGGACUGUUCCGCAUUCCUCUCCUUAGAGAAUAUCUUAUGUGCGCAGGUUUGUUGCCGGUCAGUAAGGCGAGCUUAGAUUAUGCACUGAGCAAUAUGGGCUUGGGUAAUGCUGUGGUCAUAAUUAUUGGUGGGGCAGAAGAAUCUCUGGCCUCAUCUCCAGGAGUAAACAAUGUAGUCAUGAAACAGAGGAAAGGCUUUGUACGACUGGCGCUUGAACACGGGGCUGACCUUGUUCCAGUGUACUCUUUUGGUGAGAAUGAGCUGUUCCCGCAGGUGGUCCUAUCUGACGGCAGUGUAGGUCGACGGCUGCAAGCUCUUUUUAAGCAGGUUAUGGGAUUUGCUCCAUGUCUUUUCACUGGGGGUCGCUGGCUGCUCCUGCCCUACAGACGUCCCGUCACCACUGUGGUUGGCCAUCCAAUAACUGUGCCUUGGGUUCACCACCCAACGCAAGAACAGGUGGAUUAUUACCACAAAUUAUAUAUGGAGGCUCUUUCUGAACUUUUCCACACACAUAAAACGAGCUGCGGACUGGCUGAAACUCACGAGUUACGCAUAAUCUAAAAACAGUGGAGGCACACACAGUUAUUGAAACAUUCGUUGUGUCUUAAAUAUUCAAUGUGGGAGGGGGAAAUUAAAUUGUACUUAUUUGUAUGCUAUUUCUAUGCUAAUGUUUUAAGAUGUUUGGUUCUCCACAUGUUCAAAGCACAAUAUGAACUAAGACAACUUUUAUACAAAUUUAAUUUAAUUUGGGUUUUAAACUAGAAUAAAGCUCUUUUCACCUGUAUCUGUGCCUUAACACACACAAACAUUUUUAUUCAGAAAAUGAUAAAAACAAUGACAGCAAACAUCAAAAUAGUGUGUUGUUAAUGUAGAAGCAUUGUAAACUCAAAAACAUGUUUGUACUUAUUUGAUGUGAUUGUGAUAAGUUGAUGUGAUCCUUCCAGUGCAAUUUUAUUUUGUUUUUAAUGUAAAAUUAUUAAUGUAAUGUAAUGACUCAUAGUUGCGCAGUAUUUUUUUUCCAUAUUAUAAAAUGUUUAAAACCAUGUACAUCUCCAAUGAAAAUUCCACACAUAUCAGUAUUUUAAUAAAGGUUCUUAAUUUGUUUUA